AUGAGAUAUAAGUUUGGCUUUGCUUUUCCAACUAAAAAGAUAUUAAGCGACAUUAUAAUGUUCAUUAUCAAAACCUUUAUUCAAUAAUAGAACUUCUUUCCUUUUCUUACAAGAUUCACACUAACAAAUAAAAUAAUAGGUAUAAUCAUUCCAUAGAUGAUCAAUAGAGGCUGCAAUAAAGACCAAAGCAACUAAUAGAACCACAAAGGUUGUAAAUUAGGGUUCUUUGCAUAUAAGCAGUCUAUAGAUUUACUGAUAGCUCCUAAUGGAUUACCUGAUAUUUACACAGGUACUGAAAUAGCCAUAAAACUGUUAAAUAAGCUACAAAUCAAAGAAAGAAUUUGCAAAUGA
Molecule: messenger RNA, 351 nt
Organism: Tetrahymena thermophila SB210
Lineage: Eukaryota; Ciliophora; Oligohymenophorea; Hymenostomatida; Tetrahymenidae
Exons: 4
Source: RefSeq, a predicted model, not a curated record